AUGCUCAAGCCAGCUCUACAGAAUAGGGGUCUCCCUAGCUGUGGCUCUUUUGUGAAAGUGUUUUUUAGGUCGAUCUCCUCGAAACAAUGGCAGUCCAGGCAGGGAAAGGAUACCUACACCAAGGAAGCUGGCAUGCAGGGACUGAAAAGUCGAGCUGCCUUUAAGCUAUUACAGAUCAACGAUAGAUACAGGCUGUUUAAAAGUGGCCAAACAGUGGUUGACCUUGGGUAUGCACCAGGUUCUUGGUCACAGGUUGCCUUCAACCUCACGAAGCCCCGAGGACGAGUCGUCGGUGUCGACAUUAUCCCCGCCCAACCCCCAAGAGGAGUUUCCACGAUUCAGGGAAAUUUCCUCUCUCCAAGAGUACAGGAAUAUGUCAAGGACUUUGUUCGGGAUCCAAACCGCGGUCGGCCACGAUCGCAGUUACCGACGUCCAGCGAGCAGGAAGAAUCCUCACCGUUUACAAAGCCAGAUACGGAGACCGAUGGGGGCUACAUAGAUCUGGAAAGGAGCUCUAGCGCCCAUAUCAAUAAAGAGGGAGAUGAGGUUGCCCAACCUCCAAAUAAAGCCAAAGUAGGGUCGGUUGAUGUGGUUCUAAGUGAUAUGUUGAUGAACACAAGUGGCACCAAGUCCCGCGAUCACUUGGGCAGCAUGGAAUUAUGCAAGGCGGCACUUGAUUUUGCUUCCAACGUUUUAAAACAAGGCGGUCACUUCGUGUGCAAAUAUUAUCAGGGGCCCGGGGAAAAGGAGUUUGAAAAUGAAUUGAAACGGCUAUUCUACAGAGUGUAUCGUGAGAAGCCUGAUUCUUCCCGCAGUGAAUCCAAAGAAGCCUACUUCAUUGGUAUACGAAGAAGAAGCGAAAGGCCUCAAGAAGAUUAA
Nannizzia gypsea CBS 118893 is the source of this 879-nucleotide messenger RNA. Its product is annotated as 21S rRNA (uridine(2791)-2'-O)-methyltransferase MRM2. The transcript has 7 exons. Gene Ontology annotation, cellular component: mitochondrion. The record is from RefSeq and is a predicted model, not a curated record. The coding region runs from base 1 to 879 and encodes 292 amino acids. Gene Ontology annotation, biological process: RNA methylation. NCBI's taxonomy places the organism in Eukaryota, Fungi, Ascomycota, Eurotiomycetes, Onygenales, Arthrodermataceae. Gene Ontology annotation, molecular function: rRNA (uridine-2'-O-ribose)-methyltransferase activity.